CAAAAAAAAAAAGGUAUACAUUGAAAAUUAAUUAAGAAUAAAACUGUGAAAAAUACACGAACAAAUAAAUAAAUAAAACAAACUUAACUAUGAAUAUAUAACAAAAAUGAAAUAUAAAUAUAAUAUAACAGUAAAAAUAAAGUCAACAAAGUUAUAUAAAAAAAUAUCAAAAAUAAAAGACUUCAUUAAACCGUAUAUAAAUAUGAAUGGGCAGUAUUUUUACUUCCUGUCAUGUAAUCGGUAAAAGUUUUUAUGUUACAAAAACAAAAUAAAAGAAACAAUAAUAAUAGCAUAAAAUCAAAAAAGAAAAGGAAGAGAAAAAAAAAACAAUAAAAAAAAAAAACAAAAAAGAGGUGAAAUGGAAAUAUUUUGGAGGCGAUAUCUUUUAGUUGCUUGGAAUAUAAUUUUUCAAUAUUUGAAUUUUGUUAAUGGAUAUCUAGACAUUUUUAUUGCCCAUAAAGAGUUCCAUAAAUUAAUAGGAUUAGAAGCAGAUUUAUUUUAUGUAAAAAAUGGUGCUGUCAAUAGUUUUGCAAUACAAUUUCGUGUUCCGGUUAAAGCUGAUCAUUUUGAUAUACAAUUUUCAUGGCAAAGUUUAACAACAUUUCCGUUACCAUAUCGAAUAUCAGUUGAAUAUGAAAUUAAUGCCACAAAUGCAAUUGGAUCACCACAAAUAAGUAUACCAACUGAAGGUUAUGUACCACAACAAGUUGAAACUUUUACUAUUAAUUUACCAUGUACUGGUAAAGUAACACUUGAAGUUCCUUUUACAAUACAUAUGUUUGUUAAAGGACCGCCGCGUCAUAAUGACACGAAAUUGGAUUUAAAAAGAAAUAAAAAUUGUACAAAAGGGUUUCAAGCACCACCUAAAAAAUUUAUUCAAGCACCAGUUCCUGCUCCGGCAUCAGCACAUUCACCUUCUUCAGCUCAGGCGCCAUCACAAGGACCUGAAUUAUUGGGUGCAGCUGCUUGUGCAAUGGGUUUAAUAUUAGUUGUUGCAUUAAUUGCUAGUGCAAUGUAUGUUCGUGCUAGAAAACAAAUUCGUCAGGAUUCAUUACAAACUAGUUUUACUACAGCCGCUUAUGAUAGUCGUCAAAAUGUUUUUAUACGCUUAGAUCCAUUAGGACGUCCACCAAGUGCAAAUAGUGGAUCAUAUGCAACAAUAGCUAGCUUAAAUAAAUUUCCAUUAACAGAAUCAAAAAAAUCAUGGUUUCGGAAUACAGGUUCAACACCAUCACCAUAUGCAACAGCAUUACUUCCAACAUCUGAUCAAAUUGCUGAAACAAUAUAUUCAAAACCAGAAUCAGUCUGCCCAUCUAUGAUAUCAUAUUAUGCAUCAUCACAAGUAACUCAAUUAUUAUCAACACCAAAAAGUAUACGUAAUAAUGGAACUUAUGAAGCUAAGGAAAAACUUCGACGUAUACCAAAUAUACAACCUGGUAUGCUAACAUGUGAAACAUUAAUUAAAGAAGGAACUUAUGGGAGAGUCUAUUGUGGUAAAUUGGGUGACUCGUGUAAUGUUUUAAUAAAAACAGUUGUUGAUGGUGCUUCUUUAACACAAGUUGCAUGCUUAAUUGCUGAUGCUUCAUUAUUAAUUGGUAUUAGCCAUCAAAAUAUUUUAACACCAAUGGUAGCAAAUACUGAAUUACCCGGUCCACCUGAAAUUGCAUAUCCAAAUCCUCUAAAGGGUAAUUUAAAAUUAUAUCUUGAAAAUGCUAGAGAAUUAAAUUCACAAUUAAGUACACGAGUUUUAGUUGAUUUUGCAAUUCAAAUAACAAAAGGAUUGGCACAUUUGCAUUCAUUAGGUAUAAUUCAUAAGGAUAUUGCAACUAGAAAUUGCUUUCUGGAUGGUGAAAAUGUAGUUAAAAUAAGUGAUAAUGCAUUAUCGAAGGAUUUAUUUCCAGAUGAUUAUCAUUGUUUAGGUGACAAUGAAAAUCGUCCAAUUAAAUGGAUGGCAUUAGAGACAUUACAACAAAAAUUUUAUUCAACAUCAAGUGAUAUAUGGAGUUUAGGUGUUUUAUUUUGGGAAUUAGCAACAUUAGCUGCAAUACCAUUCGUUGAAGUUGAUCCAUUUGAAUUGGGUCCAUAUUUAAGAGAUGGUUUUCGUUUAGGGCAACCAAUUAAUUGCCCUGAUGAAUUCUACACCGUUAUGUCAUGUUGCUGGUUAGCUGAUUGUAAACAAAGACCAUCAUUUCCACAGCUUACUGCCUAUUUACAGGAUUUUUAUGAAGACUUAGGAAAAUACAUUUAAAAAGCAGUAAAAUAAUAAGAUUUUCUAAUCUACUCUAUAAUUAUUUUGUGCAAUUUUACGAAUUUAUUAUUGAUAAAUUUAAAUUUGUUUUUUUCUUUUAUAUUACGCCAACAAGCAACAUUUUUUUUUAUUUUCAAAAUAGUUCCACAUGAUUGUAAAUAAUAAAAUAAAUUAAUGUUAGUUAUUAUAUUGAAAACUAUAAGAAAAAAUCAAAAAAAAAAAAAUAUUAAAAAGAAAAACAAAUUAUACCUUAAACCUAAAACAUUUCUCCUAAUAAUUAUACAAAAAACAAAAACUGUCACACAUCGAUUGUCAAUCAAAUUGUAAAUUAGUGCGGAAGAAAAUUGAAAAAUAAUCGAAAUGAAUCGAUUUGUCAAAAUUGAUUUUUCCUAAAUUGAGUGAUAAUUAAUAAUUAAAAUUAGCGUCAUUGCAAAGUAAUCAAACUAUACCCAAAUGAUUUUAAUUCAAAUACAGUAGAACAUCCAUAAUUCAAACCACAUUAAAUUUCAAAAAUAAAUUCAAAUUGGUAUAGUGUGAAAGUAAGGAACGCAUGUAGGUAGGAAGUGAAGUAUUUUAUAGUAUUAAAUCAAUAAAAAAUACUAAUACAUAUAUGUUCCAUUUAAAUUUAAUUCGAAGUUCACGUAAGACAAGUUUCACUGUAUCUUGUGUGAAUAAUUUCUAUUCAAAAGUGUAUUGAAUUAUAUGACAUACAAGGUAAAAUAUUUUAAAUUUUAAUAAUUCAAAUAAAUAAAUCAAAAACAGGAAUAAUUAAACAUUAUUUUUAACAUCAAUCAAGUUACAA
Condylostylus longicornis is the source of this 3050-nucleotide messenger RNA. RefSeq names its product tyrosine-protein kinase Drl-like. Gene Ontology annotation, biological process: multicellular organism development; cell surface receptor protein tyrosine kinase signaling pathway; positive regulation of kinase activity. The record is from RefSeq and is a predicted model, not a curated record. The coding region runs from base 359 to 2248 and encodes 629 amino acids. Gene Ontology annotation, molecular function: ATP binding; protein kinase activity. The transcript is spliced from 10 exons. Lineage: Eukaryota; Metazoa; Arthropoda; Insecta; Diptera; Dolichopodidae. Gene Ontology annotation, cellular component: signaling receptor complex.